Messenger RNA from Stomoxys calcitrans (stable fly), 1648 nucleotides. RefSeq names its product probable cytochrome P450 9f2. The transcript has 4 exons. Gene Ontology annotation, molecular function: heme binding; oxidoreductase activity, acting on paired donors, with incorporation or reduction of molecular oxygen; monooxygenase activity. The coding region runs from base 75 to 1607 and encodes 510 amino acids. The record is from RefSeq and is a predicted model, not a curated record. Lineage: Eukaryota; Metazoa; Arthropoda; Insecta; Diptera; Muscidae.
GUGAACGUUUCAAAAUAUUUAGAAGCGCUGUAAUUGAGAAAUUCGCCAAAAAAAAUUGGAACUAAGAAUCCCAAAUGUGGUUAGAGUUGUUGAUUUUGUCAUCGGUGCUAUUGUAUCUGCUGUAUCGCGCGAGCACUGCCAAUCAUGACUUCUUUAAGAAACGCGGCAUACCCUUUGCAAAACCCAUACCAUUUGUGGGUAAUUUUUGGGAAAUUUUGAUGGGCGGAAGAUCGGCGUUGCAUGUAUUUUCCGAAAUCUAUAAUGAACAUAAUGGGAAAGUCUAUGGCAUCUUCGAUCAGAACCAACCGAUUUUUAUGAUAAAAGAUCCCGAAUUAAUUAAACAAAUUACGGUCAAGGAUUUCGAUCAUUUUGUAAAUCAUCGCACAUUCGGAAAUGCCGAUGAUACAAAGGAUCUGUUCGCAGCCUCAUUGUUCAUGAUGCACGAUGGCAAAUGGAAGGAUAUGCGUAGCACAUUGAGUCCUGCCUUUACGGGUAGUAAAAUGCGUUCCAUGUUUCAGUUAAUGAAUGAAGUGGCUCAGCAUACUCUAACACAUCUAAAGUCACUGCCAGAAGUUAAUAGCCCUCAAGGUUUGGAACUGGAAAUUAAGGAUUUUAUAACACGUUACACUAAUGACAUCAUAGCCUCAACUGCCUUUGGUCUGCAGGUGAAUUCAUAUAGGGAUGCGGAUAAUGAAUUCUAUAGAUCGGGUAAAACCAUGACAACAUUUACCUUCAAACAAGGAUUGAAAUUUUUCCUAUUUGGAUAUUUUGGAAAGCUAAUGAGUUUAUUGAAGAUAGAACUAUUCGAUAAGAAGUCCUCAAAUUAUUUCAUGCGUUUGGUUUUGGAUGCCAUGAGAUAUCGUCAAGAGCACAAUAUCUUCAGACCGGAUAUGAUCAAUAUGCUGAUGGAGGCUAGAGGCAUGCUUAAAGGCCAUGAUAAGAUCACAAAUCGCGAGUGGACCGAUGUUGAUAUUGUGGGUCAAUGUUUUCUGUUCUUCUUUGCCGGUUUCGAAACCUCCUCAUCGCUGUCAUGUUUUACCAUACAUGAAUUAAUGGAAAAUCCUGAUAUACAAGAGAAACUUUUUGAGGAAAUUGAAGAAGUUAAUCAGCAGUUAAAUGGUCAACCUCCCACCUAUGAGGCCAUUAUGGAAAUGAAAUACAUGGACAUGGUCUUAAAGGAAUCUCUAAGAAAGUGGCCCCCUGCUACAGUAGUUGAUCGCAAAUGCAAUGAGGAUAUCACCUAUGAUUUGGAGGAUGGCAUGAAAUUGGAGUUGAAGAAAGGUGAUGGUGUUUGGCUGCCCAUUGCAGCUCUACAUAGAGAUGCCAAAUAUUUCGAGAAUCCUACAAAAUUUGAUCCCGAACGAUUUAGUGAGGAAAAUAAGGAUGCGAUAAAUCAAUUUGUUUACUUGCCAUUUGGUGUGGGACCACGCAAUUGCAUUGGUUCUCGCUUUGCUUUGCUGGAGACCAAGGUCCUGGUUUAUUAUCUAAUGCGUGAUUUCAAGUUUGAGAAGGCUUCAAAGAGCUGCAUUCCUUUGGAAGUAAAAGCUUCUGGAUUCCAAUUGGCUGCUAAAGAUGGUUUCUGGAUUAAAUUUGUACCCAGAGUGUAAACAUUUCAGAACAUAGGAUCUCAUAUUAUCAUGAAUCUUAA